Molecule: messenger RNA, 1019 nt
Organism: Asparagus officinalis (garden asparagus)
Lineage: Eukaryota; Viridiplantae; Streptophyta; Magnoliopsida; Asparagales; Asparagaceae
Exons: 7
Coding region: 636-1019 (127 amino acids)
Source: RefSeq, a predicted model, not a curated record
UAUACUGGCGACGCGAGUUAGCGUCGGCAAAGGUCCAAAAUUUUUCCAUUUCCCGCAAUUUAUUUGGUUCGCCGCUCAAAUCCCUAUCUCAAAACCCCAUCUCUCUCAAAUCCUCUCUCCGCUUCUCCCUCUUCCAUUCGCCGCCGCCCUCCCACCUCAGCGACGGACCCCUCCUCCUUCCCAGAUCCGUGCCGCCCGAACCCCCAGCGCCGCCUCCCCACGCCGCCGUCGCCACCUCCAGCCUCAUCACCACCCACCGCCGCUCCUCCUCCCUCCUCUCCGCCGCUGCCACCUCAGCCUCAACCCUCCGCCUCUCUCCUCUUCGCCACCACCCCGCCGUCCAGGUCCCCUUACACCGUCAGCAACCCCUAAUUUCGCCGGUGAUAAGGCCCAGUUGAGCUUGCAGCUGUUGGUGUGUCUAUUGCAGUAUUCAACCAAGUAUCAAGGAUUGCAAUAUUUCCACUUGUUAGCGUCACAACCUCCUUCGUUGCUGAGGACGAUGCUACUUCAAAAAUGGCUACUGAGCUUGAAAGUGGAGAUUCAGAAAGGUGUCCUUCUGAAAACAGUGAAUUAAAAGAAUUAAUUCCGACGAAUGAUUCCUUUUGCGGGAACUGGCAAAAGUGGAUCCAUCCACUAUGAACAAUGACCAGAAACUGGCAUUUUGGAUCAAUUUGUAUAAUUCAUUGAUAAUGCAUGCCUACCUAGCAUAUGGAGUUCCAAGAAAUGACAUCAAGUUCUUUGCUCUAAUGCAAAAGGUAUCUUAUACUAUAAGAGGUCAAUCAUUCAGUCCAGCCGACAUUGAAUUUGUCAUUCUAAAGAUGAAACCUCCACCCCAUCAUCCACAAAUAGAAAUAAUCAAAGAACUGAUGGAAAGGCUACCACACAUGAAAGAGCUUAUGGAUAUGUACUCUACUGCUGGAGAUGUUGAUGCUGCUGUGACUGCUGAAGCUGUUGAAGUUAGUGCUGCUGAAGCUGCUGCUGCUGCUGUAGUUGUUGUUGUUGCUGUUGUUGAAGUUUAG